AUGGGGAGAUGGUCUUCUUCUGGAUGUGGUGGAUCAAAUUACUUUUUCCUCAGACUUGGUGUAGAUGGCGGAGUGAACCUUCUUGAGCUCAUCAAUGGUGCACAUACGGAAAACGCGGACAGCGCGGGCGAUGAGGUGAACGGUUUCUGGAGUGUUUUGCUCGUGCUCUUGAACUUGACGGAAAAUCUCUUGGAGUUGCUCCAUCUUUUGCUCGGUAGUGAUAACCUUGAAUGGGUUAACCUCAACCUUGUCUCCUUGUUGGUAGAAUUGCUCGAUGAGCAUCUCGUUUUUGCCAGAGUAAACAAUGUCUUCCUUUGGUCCAGUGGCCUGAAAUGUGUAGACGGAAUGAGCCUCGGACUGCUCAAGUUGUUCGUUCUUGAAGGUGUAGGUGUAGACGGUUUGUGGUCUGACAAAUUGUCCCUCCUUCUCGCAUUCCUUGCACUCAGAUCCGGAACGAAGUCCGUAAGCGGUUUCUGGGCGAGUGAUGCACUUGUCGAAGUUGACAGACUUGGUGUAGAUGGUCUUCUCUCCUUCUUGAACGAUGGUGUAAGCGACUUCACAAUCUCCUUCCAUUGUCUUCUCGUGAACAUUGAAGAAACGGGAAUCCUUCUCGGUUUCCAUGUCCUUCUCCUCUUGGUUCAACUCGUCAACUGGAGCAGAUCUGUGGAAAAUGAGGCCAUUUCUCAUUUGAACACGGAAUGGAAGUUCGAUAAGCUCCUUGAGCUCAUCAGAAAGCUCGAGGUGUUCCAAAGACUCCAUCUUUGGCCAUUGCUCGGUUUGUGGGAGAUGGGCAGCAGAGUAGGUGACAUCGGUCAAUUGAAGACGUACUCGCUCUUUGGAGAGAAGGUGCGGUCGAAAGCCGGGGAAGCGGCAAUCGCCAAGGCGACAAGAGAGGCAAUGAUGAUCGACUUCAUUGCGAGAGUGAUUAUUCCUCUUCCAGGCAACCUUUUUAUACAGGAACACGAAAUUGACAUUGUCCUCGAAAAUCAUCCUAAUUUGGCAGAUUUCACCGAUAACCUUCAUGUCAAUUGUCGAUUUACCUCAUUAUCAGUACAGAGUGAAGUGCUCGUGUCAGGCAUAAACGUUCAGAGUACAAGUGUCGCUCUAUUGCAUCUAUUCGACGUGUUGAAUGUGUUGGACAGCUAUGUGACCGCUAUUAUCUAUUUUAAUAAUUGUUGCAAACAUUUGAGAAUCAAGACAUUUUAA
This is a messenger RNA of Caenorhabditis remanei, 1206 nucleotides long. RefSeq lists its product as uncharacterized. Bases 1 to 1206 code for a protein of 401 amino acids. NCBI's taxonomy places the organism in Eukaryota, Metazoa, Nematoda, Chromadorea, Rhabditida, Rhabditidae. The transcript is spliced from 5 exons. The record is from RefSeq and is a predicted model, not a curated record.